UCGUAUUUGAAUACUUAAAUUGGCACUUUCGUUGGUGCAGUUCCGGUGUAAACAAACCAAAAAUAUUCAAUAUGAUAUUCGGAUACUAAGAAAAGAUGUGGGUUUUUGGUUAUGGUUCUCUUAUAUGGAAAGUUGAUUUCCCCUAUAAGAGAACAUUAAAAGGUUAUAUAAAAGGCUUCCAUAGACGAUUCUGGCAGGGAAGUACUGAUCACAGGGGUAUCCCUGGAAAGCCUGGAAGAGUAGUAACCUUAGUCAAGUCCAACAACCCUGAUGAAAAAGUUUGGGGCAUUGCUUAUGAGAUUGCAAAUGAACAGAUUGAUGAUGUCACAGCUCAUCUAGAUUUUCGUGAAAAGAAUGGCUAUACUCAAACCGAAGUUGUCUUUUAUCCUAGCGAGGAAAUAGAAUCUCCAAUACACUUAAAGAUCUACAUAGGAACUUCAGAUAAUGAAGAAUACCUAGGACCAGCACCAAUAGAAGACAUUGCCAAACAAAUCUACGACUCAGUUGGACCAAGUGGGAAAAAUAUAGAUUAUCUACUGAAUUUAGCAAAUGCAGUGCGACAGUUGUUCCCAGAAGAAACUGAUGAACAUUUAUUUGAAUUAGAGAAAAGUGUAAAACAUAAACUGAAUGAAAGUAUAAGACAUUAAUUAAUUAUUGUUUUUAAAUAAAAUUUUACUUUAGGCUU
Molecule: messenger RNA, 685 nt
Organism: Mytilus californianus (California mussel)
Lineage: Eukaryota; Metazoa; Mollusca; Bivalvia; Mytilida; Mytilidae
Product: putative glutathione-specific gamma-glutamylcyclotransferase 2
Exons: 3
Coding region: 96-647 (183 amino acids)
Biological process (GO): glutathione catabolic process
Cellular component (GO): cytoplasm
Molecular function (GO): gamma-glutamylcyclotransferase activity; glutathione specific gamma-glutamylcyclotransferase activity
Source: RefSeq, a predicted model, not a curated record